AUGCGUGAUUUCAAAGUAUGUUUUUCCAAUAAAUUUUCAAAAUUUUUCAACGAUUACUAAUUUAUUAGCGUAUGCAACAAGAUCCACCUUCAGGAGUUUCAGCAUCACCUUUACCAGAUAAUGUAAUGAAAUGGAAUGCGGUUAUUAUAGGACCACUGGAUACACCAUUUGAAGACGGUACAUUUAAAUUAUUAUUACAAUUUGAUGAACAAUAUCCAAAUAAACCACCACAAGUUAAAUUUAUAAGUGAAAUGUUUCAUCCAAAUGUAUAUGCAAGUGGUGAAUUGUGUUUAGAUAUUUUACAAAAUCGAUGGAGUCCAACUUAUGAUGUUAGUUCAAUAUUAACAAGUAUACAAUCAUUAUUAAAUGAUCCAAAUAUUUCAAGUCCCGCUAAUGUUGAAGCUGCAAAUUUAUACAAAGAUCAUAGAUCACAAUAUGUUAAAAGAGUAAGAGAGACUGUAGAAACUAGUUGGAUGGAAGAUGAUGAAGAUGAUGACGAUGAUGAUGAAGAAGAAGAAGAAGAAGAAGAAGAACAAGAAAAUGGAAAUGAAAUUGAAUAA
Molecule: messenger RNA, 560 nt
Organism: Insectozyma verbasci
Lineage: Eukaryota; Fungi; Ascomycota; Pichiomycetes; Serinales; Debaryomycetaceae
Source: the annotation of a GenBank genome assembly